UAAAGAUUACGAAGAAAAGUUUUGAUAAUUUGUACAAGAUUUUACAUUAUAUAAUAGUUUAUAUUUAGUAUUUGUUAUAUUGCGCCCUUGUAGAUUUCUGCAUGAUUUUUAAAAUGAAAGCAAACUCAUGAUUUGUAUUUAUCUAGGAAUCAACUCUGAAGAUUUCUCUCUCACCCUCUCGCCAUCUCUCUUUCAUGUACAACUUGCUAAAAAAAUAUUACUUUCAAUUUCGCUUUGCCUUGCCAUGAAGAAGAGUGUUGCCGUUGUUGAGAAAAGGAUCUGUUAUCUUUUUCAGCUUGCCCAUCAGUGCAUCACUGCAAAAGACAUGAACAAGGAAUUGUGCAGAUACCAUGUGAGAAGUUUGAAGAGGAUAGCAAUGAAAAAUGUCAUAAGACUACAUACUGAUAUAAAGAGGAAGAUUUGUAAGAAAUGUGAUAUGCUGUUGCAUGCUGGGAUAACUGCCAAAGUUCGACUCUCCAGAAAGCCUAACCGAGCCGUCACAGUACAGUGCUUAGAAUGCAAGAAUGUAAAGAAGUUUCCAUGCAGUAACCCGGACUACAAAAUUUGGAUAGAGAAAUGCCAAAAUGUUCAAGAUUCCUAACAAAAAGAUUCAGAGGUCACAUAAUCAGGAUUGAAGGUUCCGAGGCCUUUCUAAAACCCCAUAUAGAGGAAUGGGAAGUUUCUAAAACCCCAUAUAGAGGAAUGGGAAGUUUCUAAAACCCCAUAUAGAGGAAUGGGAAGUUUCUAAAACCCCAUAAAGAGGAACCGGAAGUUUCCUCCAGAGGUGGCAGUCAGUGAGAGCCAGACCCUGUAGAUGUGUUUGCUCUUGUAUGUGAAAGUUGUUGGUUUGUAGUUACAAUCGGCAGUUGUAAGAACUUUUAUGUUUGUUGACAGUGCUCCUCACAUAGUGAUAGCAACCACCACUUCCUCUCAAGUUAAUGUACUGUAAAACAUGGCUAUAGGGAACCUCCAGGGCCAGUGAAAAACAGUUCAUAAUAGCCAAUCUUCACGAUAUCCAUUAAAUUUUCAUUAUUUUUUUCUCAUGGGGGAAUAUUACUUCGCAAUAAGCAUACAUUUGUUAUAUAAGUGUAUUCGUUAUAUAAACAUGGUUUACUGUAUAAACA
This is a messenger RNA of Ostrea edulis (European flat oyster), 1124 nucleotides long. RefSeq lists its product as uncharacterized. Lineage: Eukaryota; Metazoa; Mollusca; Bivalvia; Ostreida; Ostreidae. The transcript is spliced from 4 exons. The coding region runs from base 128 to 601 and encodes 157 amino acids. The record is from RefSeq and is a predicted model, not a curated record. Gene Ontology annotation, cellular component: nucleolar ribonuclease P complex. Gene Ontology annotation, biological process: tRNA 5'-leader removal.